UUUCAAACGGGGCAGACAGGCAGAGAGACAGUGAGUCGGACGGCCUGAGUGACGGCGGGGAAUCGAGCUCUGGGCAAACCGCUGCACCGCACACUCCAAACAAGAACUGUUGUCUUUGGAGGAAAAAAAGAGUGAAGACAGAGAAGGGCCGAGUCAUUGUGGAUCACUUUCAGGGGGAAUAUCCUGCACCACUUGUUUGUUUUCUCCUUCUUUCUCUCCCUCCUCUCACAUCUCCAUGCUUUGCUUUGGGAUUUGUGCUCCAAAUCCGUCCAGCUCCUCUCUUGAUCUCUCUCUCCGUCAUCUGAAACAGUUCGAGCCGCUAAUCUUUUCCAGAACUUUACAGCCCAACAAACUGACACAGACGUUUGCAGAGUUUCACUCGGACUAAAAUCCAAGCCCGGUUCUGGAAUGAAUUUAGCCGAGCCCAGUUUGUCCAGAGAGACUCUCCUGCAUGCGAACCAGAUGUCUCUCGGUGGCCCUUGGGCAUCCAGGACCCCGAGCCCUGGGUCAGACUCUGAGAUGGGUUACGAGCAGAGCCUCUCGGGGGACUGCAGCUCUCCAGAAGGCCUGGGAUCAGGGAGCAUGAGGAGGACGGAGCAGAGGAUUUCUCUCAGCCCAGGAGGACAGAGCCCAGAUAUGAACCAGGCGGGAGGUGUGCCGGCAGGCCCCGCUGAUGGGAAGGCCCUAGGGGGCGAGCAGAGGAUCCGCAGACCCAUGAACGCCUUCAUGGUCUGGGCUAAAGACGAGAGGAAGCGGCUGGCCCUGCAGAACCCUGACCUGCACAACGCCGUGCUCAGCAAGAUGCUCGGUCAGUCAUGGAAAGCCUUGAGUGCUUCUGACAAACGGCCGUUUGUGGAGGAAGCCGAGCGUCUCCGUGUCCAGCAUCUCCAGGAUCACCCAAACUACAAGUACAGGCCUCGCCGCAAGAAGACCACCAAGAAACUCAAACGGGUUGAGCCCGGACUUCUGCUCCACAGCUUAGCCCAAGGUGGAGCUCCAGGUCUGGGAUUAGGACCUGGCCUCAGCCCCUUGGGUGUAGAGAACAUCUCUGGUGGGUCUACUUAUGGACAUCCAGGUGCCCACCCUCCACAUCACCACCACUCCCACCACCUCCUGCCUUCCUUGGGACACUUCAGGGACCUCCAGGCCUCGGGACACCCAGAGCUAGAGAGCUAUGGCCUGCCCACUCCAGAGAUGUCCCCUCUGGAUAUUCUGGAGGAAGGAGCUGCUGGAGAGUCUGUGUUUUUCCCCCAGCAUGCACAAGAGGAGGCAGGGAUGGGAGGAUGGAGCGGGUACCACCAUCACCUUCACCAUCAUAACCAACAUUACAGCCACAGUUACAACAACCACAGCCACCACAGCUCCAUCCAUACUGCAGCAGCCUACAGCCAGAGCUCAGGGAUGAGUGUUGGUGCAAGUAUGAACUCCACUCUGAGUCCAGGCAGAAGCCCCAGAGUUGACUCUAGGAUGAGCUCCGUUGAGUCAAAUAUGAGCUCCAGGUUAAACUCUCCUCACUCCUCUGCUCACCACAUCGCCCUGAGGAGUCCUGUAAAGUGCCCUCCUCCUCUUUCUGACUCCUCUUCUCCCGUUCCCUACACCCAGCCCUCCAUGAGCCUCCCUGAGCCCAUAAAAACUCAACAAAUGCCAACCUCCUCUACUUCCGGCUAUUUCAGCCAAAUGUAUGGAAGCAGCAGCCAGAAUGCUUCGUACUACAUGCCCUCUCAGCUGGGGCAGCUUUCACCUCCUCCUGAAACGUCUCCUUCCUCCUGCUCAUCCUCCUCUGUUGCUCCAUCCACCUACCCUCCACCUUUGCACUUAGAGCCUUCAAAUGCAGACUCAUCCGGGCAUCUAGGGUCUUCCUCUGCUGAGUUCUGGUCUGAGGUUGACAGGCACGAGUUUGACCAGUAUGUAAAUGUUGGAAGGAACCGAGACGAGGCCUACGGACGCUGUGGGGGAGGGUCUAAACUCAUGGGUGGGCGCAGUAGUGUCGGUAACAUGAAUACCAGUGUUAACAGGGAUGUUAGUGGUAUUCUGAGCAGUGCUGGUGGUUUGGAAGAAGGUAGCAGCCCUCUUAUAUCUGCUCUUUCUGAUGCCAGCAGUGCUGUGUAUUACAGUGCCUGUAUCACUGGAUAGAUGCAUCAUCAUCUCAUUCUUUUACCUCCUUCUGUCAAAGGCUGAUGGAGCUGGCAGUUUGUUAUGAAGAAAGAGAGAGGGGUUGUCAGUCAAAUCAUCGCCAUGGCUGUUAAAUGUUUAAAGGCUGGCUACAUACCAGACCUAUUUUUACAUCUCACCUGUUUUAGAAAUGCAGGACUGUUUAACCCCUGUUAAACGCUGUAAUCCCCUAAAUGCACACACCAAACAAUUAGACCAGUCUGCAAGACCACAUACCUGCUGCCUGAGGUCUUGCAGUUGCAAUUUCAUAGACUUGAGAGCUCACAGAAGUGUGCACGAUCAAACGUGACUUCAGAAGUAAAAUAAAUUUAGAGGACGACAAACAUCGUCAUCCUGCUGUCCUGGCGACUCACAGGAGACAAUAUGAAGGCCCCUGUGUCUGCAAGUCAUGAAGUGACAGUUCCUGGUCCGCUUGCUCUCCAGGGCCGGAGCCAGACGGCUAAGCCCAAACAAAAGAUGGCUGAGUGGGCACUUCCCUAGAAUUUUUUUGCAUCUCAGACAGUUUAAUGCUCUAUUUGUGUGCACUUUUAAAUAAAAAUUUGAAUUCAAAAUGCCAACAAAUCUAUGCAAUAUUCAGGCAAAAAUAAUGUUGCUUAACCUAAAAAAAAAAAAACAAUUUGAUAACAUCAUUUUUUGUUGCCUAACUGAGACAAAAGUGCCAUUAUCAGUCUAAAAAUCAUGAUACACCAUCCUGGAGUCUAAUAAUUUUCACUUCUGCCUCCUAAAAAUGUCUGAAGGUUAUAUUUUCAGUAACAUUGUAUUGGUAGGGUAGGACAUUGGUGAAAAGAUUUACAACUGAAGCUCUGCACUUUCAAACAAAGCCCAUAAAAAGCAACAAUUAAGGUGAAAAUCUUUUUAUUUGGAAAAAUGUUAAAACUAUUUUUCCACUGCAGUGAGGUUGUAGAUAUGAAAGAGUAUCAGGGCCAUUAAAAAAUUGGCAUGCUUUUCUUAAUUCUGAGAAAAAGUUAAAAUUCUGUCACUUUUCUUAGAAUAAAAAAAAAUGCAUAUCAAAUGUUUUUGUUAAACGUCCCUAAUCCUCCUCUGUACAUACGUUCUUGAAAGUAAAAAAAGAACCAUCAGAUUUUUAAAUUAGUUAAAAAUGACAUUUCCAUGCUGUGAUCAGUAAAGCCAUACGCUGCAUACUUACAACCACCUGAAAGAUUCGGGGCUUUUAAGAAAACAUUCAGGCUGAAGCCCCACCCUCUUGCUCCACCCAUGUUGCUCUCAUUGGCUACUGCAGGUUUUCUAUCUGAGGUAGCCCAAUAUUGUAACAGCCCUAUAUCUGUCCAUUAACCAUUUCACCGCCAAAGUCACAAACAAGCAACACUGCUGUAUCUAGCUGCAAAUGUGGUGCCUAAUGUUGUUACCACGUUACACCAGGAGAUGGCAGACAUGAGUAACUUCAAUCCCAGCAGCAUUUGUGGGUGUGUUUCUGUUCAAAGUUUUGGAGUUUAUAAAGUUUGAAAGAUGUACGCUCAGUCGAGGAGACGAGUCGGAGCGUAACAGAGAGAAAGACAGCGAACUGUAGUUUUUUUAUUUAACCUUUACUUAGCCAGGUAAGUCCCACUGAGAUCAAAGAUCACUUUUUCAACGGAGACCUGACCAAAUACUCCCAAUGCUGGGAGGAAUAGAGGAGUAUUCACCCUCUGACAUGACUUCCAGUCAUCCGGUGAGACCAUGGGUGAGACUGUCAGUGCAUCUGUUGGCACCAGCAGGCAAUGCUUCUGCCAUGACAGUCCACACAUAGUGAAGCCAACGCUUUGCCUCACCCCCUCCCGGGAGGGAGUAAUCGGCGAAUGCCUUGAUGGGGGGCACAUGGGGAUGUGGUGGGAGUAUCUUGGGGGGUUCAAAACACCGUGAAUAAUGACGGAGAUCGAAAUGACAAACACUGUGGUGGUAGAGAUGUGGAGGAAGCCUAGAGUAGAAACCAUGGUAGAAAACACACAGCCAAUGGUGGAUGAGUCUGCCUGGUGAUGUCAGAAUAUGCAAAUGAGAUGAGUGAAUUUACUCCCAUCACAAAGUUUGGGUCAUACUGAAGAUUUUUCUCAUUUAUAGUAUGACUUUAUCUCUAACCACUUUCAAGCUAAAGCCUUCUGAAAUCUUGAUAUCAAAAUUUAAUAUUUUCUUGAAAAAACUCUUAAACCACCUAAAGGGGUAAGACUGUGAAGGUCCCAAUUUGGAGUCAGUGAUCCCCCUUAGGGAGCGCCAAAGAGCUCUGGAGAGCUUUCAUGUAGAAACUAAAGUCAUUACAUCUUUUUUUUUUUUCCACAGGUGUUUCAGUAAGAAAAAUGCAUCGAUUAAGUUUCUUAGGAUUUUAUCAUUAAAAUCAAUAAACUGAACAUAGAUGUGUGAAAACAGAGAGGGGUGUUUCUGGUGUCUGAAAAUGAUUUUACAAGCAUCCAUGGUGACAGGUCAGCCUCUUCUUCUUUCUCCUCCUCUGAGGGUUUGUGAGCCAGCUACAUGCAUAGCGCCACCUGCUGCAUCAGACUGACUCAUACACAGGUGGGCCUGGGCACCGAUCGAUUCUGUUAAUAUGAGGGCAGAGGGAGAGAGGGAGCAAUAGAGCAGUAGUAGUGUGAAAGCAGCUUAACCCUCCUCGGGCAUUUUUGGCCAUUUUUCUCAACUUCUUUUUUUUUAAAUUUGUGAUCAUUUUGUCAGUUUUACAGCUUGUGGCAUGAACUUUUACAGGAACUUUUCUUUCUAGUUAAAUUUUGGAAAUCCAACAUGUUUUCCUCUUAAAUGUCAUUCAGACUCUCUCAGUGAAUUUACUACCCUCUGGACACCUUCGAGGCAAAAAUGUACGCGCACAAAAAACCGCUAUAAAAUCAACAUACUUCAAUAUUUUUUUCUACUUUUUUUCCAUAAAUCUCUUCAACAACUUCAGA
This is a messenger RNA of Cheilinus undulatus (humphead wrasse), 5057 nucleotides long. RefSeq names its product SRY-box transcription factor 18 (gene sox18). Lineage: Eukaryota; Metazoa; Chordata; Actinopteri; Labriformes; Labridae. Gene Ontology annotation, biological process: vasculogenesis; lymphangiogenesis; angiogenesis. The coding region runs from base 409 to 2133 and encodes 574 amino acids. The record is from RefSeq and is a predicted model, not a curated record. The transcript has 2 exons. Gene Ontology annotation, molecular function: DNA-binding transcription factor activity, RNA polymerase II-specific; RNA polymerase II cis-regulatory region sequence-specific DNA binding.